Messenger RNA from Bacidia gigantensis, 1113 nucleotides. RefSeq lists its product as uncharacterized. Bases 1 to 1113 code for a protein of 370 amino acids. Gene Ontology annotation, molecular function: nitronate monooxygenase activity. The record is from RefSeq and is a predicted model, not a curated record. NCBI's taxonomy places the organism in Eukaryota, Fungi, Ascomycota, Lecanoromycetes, Lecanorales, Ramalinaceae. The transcript has a single exon.
AUGGCUUCCAACAUAGGACGACUUGCAGCACGUGAGCUGCAACGGACCUAUCCAUGGAUUUCACCUCCUUUCAUCGUCGGCGCCCCUAUGCGUGUGAUUUCGGGUCCUAAACUUGCCGUAGCAAUCUCCGGCGCCGGUGGUCUUGGUUUCAUCGGCCCAGGUGCGAAGCCAGCAGACCUUGACGAUUCACUGUCGCAGACGCCGUCCCUUCUUGAAUCACUGCCACAAUCAUCUCCAACGCUCGCUCAUUUGGAUAGAUAUGUAAUCCUACCUAUUGGCGUAGGGUUCCAGACCUGGGCCGGUGAUCUUGAGACCACGGCCAGAAUCAUGCGAGCACACCCACCACCGGCUGCAGCCUGGCUCUUUGCACCGCGACAUGGCCAGAAGGAAUUGGACGAGUGGUCGGUAGGUAUCCGCGCUGCAACAGAUAGUAAGACAAAGAUCUGGAUCCAGAUCGCAUCUGUGGCAGAAGCCAAAGCUGCAGCGGCCAGUAAAGAACGACCAGACGUUCUAGUCGUUCAAGGCGCUGAUGCAGGCGGCCAUUCGCGCACCAAAGGAGCUGGACUGAUGACUCUCCUCCCAGAGAUCGCAGACGAACUUAAGAAAGAUUCAAACCUCCCACAAAUCCCUCUCGUCGCUGCGGGCGGCAUCAUCGACGCCCGCGGUGUCGUCGCUGGAACAGUCCUAGGCGCAGCCGCCUCCGCGAUGGGUACGCGCUUCCUUGCAGCGAAUGAAGCCAAUAUAAAUCCAGGAUACGUACAGCACGUUCUAGACGCUACCGAUGGCGGGCAAAGCACUGUGCGUACGCAAUUGUAUAAUCAUCUGCGGGGCACGAUGGAUUGGCCCGCUGAAUAUGAUGCCCGUGGACUGGCAAAUGCGAGUUGGAGAGAUCAUGAAGCAGGUGUGUCGUUCGAGUUGCUUCAAGAAAGGCAUGCAGAAGCAGCGAAGAAGGGGGUGAAAGGGUGGGGGGAGGCGGAGGGAAGGAUGGCGACGUAUUCCGGGACGGGAGUUGGGCUUGUGAGAGAGAGAAUGGGCGCUGCGGAGAUUGUUGAGCAGAUCAGAAAGGACGUCAGACGAGUGCUUGAUGAGGCGAAUACGGCUGUAUAUGAGUAA